Molecule: messenger RNA, 670 nt
Organism: Temnothorax curvispinosus
Lineage: Eukaryota; Metazoa; Arthropoda; Insecta; Hymenoptera; Formicidae
Exons: 4
Coding region: 104-577 (157 amino acids)
Source: RefSeq, a predicted model, not a curated record
GGCCCGGGUCCGGUUACAGUAGAGAAUAGAAGGAAUAACACCGCGCAGCAUAAUGAAGAGCAUCAACUUGCUCAUGACAUGAAACAGCAACUCAAUAUUAACGAUGGUGGUCAAUAUCAUCAGCCUGCGCGACACAACAAAGGUUUUUUCACGUCCUCCAACCAACACAGAUCAAACACAGUACCACCUAGAAUGCAACAACAGCAGCAGCAGCAACAACAACCACAACAAUCACAUCAGCAACAAACGCAUUCACAACAACAGACAAUACAACAACAACAGCAACAACAGGAUAGUUCUGGAAACAGACCUAAACGAUAUUCCAGUCUUCGUCAACGACCUACCAUUUCGGAAACUUCCACGCAACAGAAUUAUCCAUCUCAACAUACUCAACACGGAUAUUUUCCGCCUCAAGCUGGAAAUUCAAGAGCCGUUUUGGAAUCUCCAGGUUACCCACAAGGUCAUUUUGAGCAGUCUUCUCCGGUCGCUCCAGCCACAGCACCCAUGGCAGGGCAACCUGUCAUUUCUCUACCACCCGGUGGGCAAGCUGCUAGCUACGCGCCACCACCGUUUUUAGUACCACCACCACAAUUUAUACCACCUCAAACAGCACCUCCUAGUAUAAUUAAUUAUGUUCCCGGUCCAAAUGGCCCGACGUUUCCACCAAACU